AGACAAGAACUAGUUGCUACACUGAGGAAAAGGGUUACCAACUGUGACGGUUUUUUUUUGUAUUUUAUUAUUUUGUGCUUCUUCAGUUUUUGUGUUAAAACUCGUGAAAAAGAAGGGAUUUAGGAUGAAGUGUUUUCAUCAAUUGUGUAUUCCACUUCUAUUAGUAACUUUACUAAUAUCUGAAUCGGAAUCGAAAAGAGUCCGAGUUCGCCCGGUUCAUCAAGAAGACGAAGAACAAUACGAAGAUGAACAACAACCCGUUGAAUAUUACGAAGCAGUUCCUCAAGAUUCCCAAGAUCAAAGAGUCGUUUAUAUAUCAGCAGCUGAUCAAUACAACGGUCUUUACGGCCAACCUUCAGCGUCUUCGAGAUCAUCCCAACAAGACAACUACAUCCAACCCGUUCGAGGUUUGAGUAAAACUAAAACGAAAGAACCUUCGAAAUCACCCCCGGUUCAAACGAUUAGAAAUUAUAAUAAAGUUAACGAUGAUGGUUCGUUUACUUUUGGCUAUGAGGCUGCUGAUGGAAGUUUUAAGGAAGAAACUAGGGGAACUGAUUGCGUCGUGAGGGGGAAAUACGGAUACGUUGAUCCUGAUGGGAAUAAAAGGGAGUUUACUUAUGUUAGUGGAAAUCCGUGCGAUCCUAACGCGCCGAAAGAAGAACAAGAACCGGAAAGGGAUCAAGAUAGGAGUAGGGAAGUUGAAAAGGAUGAUGAUGGGGUUCCGAAUUAUCCAAAUUAUCCCAAUUACCCGAUUAGGCCGGUCCAAAGACCGAUUCAAAGACCCGUUGUGACAACCCCUGCUCCAAAACCUUCCGUUACUUUGUUCCAAAAUAAUUAUGUUAGAGAUGAAGAAGAAGAGGAGGAGGAAGAAGAAGAUGUUCCUGUACCAAUUUCUAGACCUCAACCAGUUCAGCCAAUCAGGUCUAGACCAUCAACAACGAUUUACAUCCCAAGACCACAAUACGUUGAACAACCACAAACGGAAGCUCCUCGAUAUCAAACACCUAAAUAUUUAAGCAUCCCAUCAACGACGCCUUCCUCGUUAAUUUACAAGAAUACAAUAACUCCAAUUAGCAUAACUCCGAGACCAACUCCAAGACCGGAACCUGUAACAACUUACAGACCGCAAACUCUUCAAUUAAGUGUAACACCUAAAUCACCGUUGUUAUUUACAAAACCGUUAUCUGCUUACGCGACAAGACCGAGUUACAUAACAACCCCUUCACCGAGUUAUUCAUCAUCUUACACGCCAUCAUAUCCAUCUUAUACCUCUUCGUCGGCGGGAUCAAGAGGAAAUUUAGAUUUUGACGCCGAAUUCCAAAAAUUCCAACAAGAAAAUACCAUCGUUUCGUCAACUCCAACGAGUGUACCAAAAGCUGUUACUAAAGCCGCAACUUUAUCAACGCCGAAAGCGAAUCCAACUCUAUCGAAUUCAGGUCAAGUUUAUUCCUCAGCUUUAGUUUAUGAUCCAAAAUCAGGUCAAUAUAACACGCAGUUGUAUCAAGCUUUGCCUCAAACCGACGGCGAUUUUACGUUAAAUCAAAAAAUUCAACCUUACGUGUUUACCCCGCAACAACAAUUAUUGAAUUUCCAACAAUUACAAUCUCAAAGUCCUUUGUAUAGGGGAUCAAGUCAAAGUGGGGGGAGACAACAACAACAACAACAACAACAACAUCAACAGCAGCAACCGAGUCAAGCUUUGUAUCAACAACAACAAGCUGAGUUACAAUUUCAAAAUUCAGCCCAAUUAUACGCGCAACAACAAAAAGCUCGACAACAACAACAAUCUCAACAACCGCAAAGUCAACCGACGCAAACUCAACAACAAACUUCGCCGCAACAAUUUUAUUACGUCCAACCUCAACCAUCUUAUACAGGUGGACAAAUAGAUGCGUUUUUAAGGGGUCAUAAUAUACAGUUUUAAGUUAUUUUAUUAAAUUUAUUCUUAUUGAGCGAUAAUUUUUUUUUUUUAAUUAGAAAAACAAAGACGAAUUAUCGAUUUUUUUAAAUGUUGUGUGACGAAAUAAAAAAAAAAUAAAUAAAUAAAUAAAUAACAUGUUAUUAUCAUCGUUAGGUUGAAAAUUAGAUGGUAAAAAGUAAAAACAAUGUGUAAAUAAUACACUUCUUAAGAGUGAAAGUAAUUUCAAAGAGAGUGAGACACGCCCGAUGUGUUGCGCAAUUUUCUAUUCACUUCACUUUCUUGUACGACGAGGAAUGUAUGAAAAGAAGCGGAAUUAUGCGUGGUAAUUACGAACGUUAAAAAAAUUUUUUUACGAACGAUUACGAUGUACGACAUUGUAUAUAAAAUGAAAUUAUCGAUAAAUUUAAUAAUAAAUUAAAAUGAAUAAAAAUAAAUAAAACAGUUA
Onthophagus taurus is the source of this 2366-nucleotide messenger RNA. RefSeq lists its product as uncharacterized. Gene Ontology annotation, cellular component: chitin-based extracellular matrix. Gene Ontology annotation, molecular function: structural constituent of chitin-based larval cuticle. NCBI's taxonomy places the organism in Eukaryota, Metazoa, Arthropoda, Insecta, Coleoptera, Scarabaeidae. The record is from RefSeq and is a predicted model, not a curated record.